Acanthosepion pharaonis is the source of this 612-nucleotide messenger RNA. The record is from the annotation of a GenBank genome assembly. NCBI's taxonomy places the organism in Eukaryota, Metazoa, Mollusca, Cephalopoda, Sepiida, Sepiidae.
AUGCAUAUCUAUCUAUCUAUCUAUCUAUCUAUCUAUCUAUCUAUCUAUCUCUUUUCACAUUCGUUUCUUUCACAAUGUUUUUAUCAGUUAACCUCUCUUUCAACUUUUAUCUAUCUAUCUAUCUAUCUAUCUAUCUAUCUAUCUAUCUAUCUAUCUAGUUCUGCUCAUCUAUCUAAUUCUGCUUAUCUAUCUAUCUAUCUAUCUAUCUAUCUAUCUAUCUAUCUAUCUAUCUAUCUAGUUCUGCUCAUCUAUCUAAUUCUGCUUAUCUAUCUAUCUAUCUAUCUAUCUAUCUAUCUAUCUAUCUAUCUAUCUAUCUCAUUUCUCUCUGACUACUCUCUCUCACUCACUCACUCACUCACUCACUCACUCACUCUCUCUUUUUUCCCCUCUCUCUCUCUCUCUCUUUCUGCGUCUCUCUGUAUUGUCAUUUUCUUCUCUCUUGCUGAGUCUUUUCUUUCGAUGUCUUUUCUUUUUCGGACUCUUCCCUUUCUUAAAGUAGUAUCUCUCUCUCUAUCUGAAUUCUCUUUAUCUGUUUUUUUUUUAUCACUCUCUUUGACAUCUUUCUUCCUAUCUUUCUUUUUAUUUAUCUUUUCUCUGUCUUUCUCUCUUUAA